Messenger RNA from Ornithodoros turicata, 2561 nucleotides. RefSeq names its product inositol polyphosphate 5-phosphatase K-like. Gene Ontology annotation, biological process: phosphatidylinositol dephosphorylation. Gene Ontology annotation, molecular function: phosphatidylinositol-4,5-bisphosphate 5-phosphatase activity. The coding region runs from base 401 to 2143 and encodes 580 amino acids. NCBI's taxonomy places the organism in Eukaryota, Metazoa, Arthropoda, Arachnida, Ixodida, Argasidae. Gene Ontology annotation, cellular component: cytoplasm; plasma membrane; ruffle. The transcript has 15 exons. The record is from RefSeq and is a predicted model, not a curated record.
GCAGCAGGUCAGUGCAAUGAGCGGACAGGCAGAUGAAUGCCAGGGCCAGGGGGUUAUCUUAAGGAUUGAAGUUCACGGAUAGGAAGGUGCGCUGUUUUAAUACUUCGACAAGCUAUUUUAACCUUGGGACCACAAAAUGGAGUGCGCGGUUGGUGGCACCGACUAAUGCGCCCAAGUGGAGCAACGAAAGUCAGCGAUGGUAACGAAGGACAACAUGGGACGAGUGCACGGAGAAUGGGCAAACAAUGAAUGCAUGCCAAAUAUUUUUGCAAACGUUGGACUCGCUGUUGACCUCAAGACGUUUUUUCGACGUGCCUCUGGCUCUAUAGUAAAUUUGGAGACGGACCAAACAUAGUCUUUGGAUUUGACAAGCAAUGUAAUUUAGUGAACUUGAACAUUGAUGUCGUCGGACUGCAAGGAAGGAGAUUCACUCAUGAGAGAUUUCAGGAUCUACAUCAUGACGUGGAACGUAGUCUGCCGUGGCCCCAUAGAGGACUUGCAUUGUGCUCUUGGCCUCGAACCUCCAAUAAUUGUGGAAUCUCUUCCUGACAUGUAUGCCAUUGGGUUCCAGGAAGUGAGCGCUCGACCUCAGCACCUAAUAACGCAGGCCUUCUUCGAAGAGCCUUGGAUACAAGCAGUCAAGGAUGCCUUACGGAAGUACUGUUAUGUGAAGGUGAAGCAUGUCAGACUGCAGGGUCUGGUACUAGCAAUCUUCAGCAAACGUGAGCACUUGAUUCACUUGAGGGGCAUUCAGUCGACCUACACAAGAACUGGCCUCGGUGGAGUUUGGGGUAACAAAGGUGGCGUAACCAUUCGUCUCUGUGCAUACGGUUGCUCAAUCUGCUACGUGAACACUCAUUUAGCUGCUCAUGACAGCGAAACUCUGCAACGUAUUAAUGAAUACAACACCAUCAUAGAAAAGCAGACUUUCGUCGACUCUCAAGCGACUAAUAUUUUGACUCACGACUAUGCAUUUUGGUUCGGAGACCUCAAUUUUCGUGUUGACGAUUGCACGAUGGAGGAGAUGAGAUCAUCAAUUGAAGAUGGCACUUUCCAGAAAAUGCUUCCAAAGGACCAGCUGCUGAGGGUGCGGGUACGACGGGAAGCAUUUCACGAAUUCAUGGAACAAGAUAUAACCUUUCCCCCGACUUACAAGUUUCAAAUAGACGGCAUGGGAUAUAAUUUUAGUACCCGCAAACCGGCGUGGACCGACCGUAUUCUGUAUCGGUUCACAAAGGAUGCUUAUGACAAUACAACCUUAGACCUGAAAACGCAUCAUUACGGGAGUCACACCCUCCACAUUCAAAGCGACCAUAAACCCGUCUCCGGGUUCUUCACAAUAAAGGUAUUUGCAAAGCCUGAGCAUCCCAUGAUAUACUUUAUGCCUGUUGGACCAUGGGUCAUAAGCCAGGACUGUUUUGCUUGGUACUACACACAUCCUGGAACUGAAGUCCAAUCCUGGGACUGGAUUGCACUAUACAGGGACAACUUUACGAGCCUGGACGACCACAUCGGCUACGUGUGGGCAUCUACACGGCCCACCGACGUACAUCCCACCGUCGGCAUGCGCCUGCAGCGCAAUCGUGUCUGCAGGGACAAACAAUCCCGUUCAGCCUCCGGCCGUCGCACGCACUCUCCGCCGGACUGCGACUCGGGAUUGCGUUCCAUGUCUGCCACACGGUCCCGCAAGGAUUCCGACCCCGCGACGACCUCGGACACCGACGCUCCGAGGCGCAAGCACCGCGGUUCGACCUCCAUAGCGAGCGGCGAGGCCAGCUCCACGCACCAAGCUCACGCAUCGCGCAGGGACUACGCGUUCUCGUGCGACGCACGACGCGCCUCGCAAGAGCUGCUGGGCGGCUCGAGGGACGCGGACACCGGGAGUGCCUCGCCGUUGGAGCAGAAGUGCAGUCCCGAGGAAGCGUCUGGGACGGCGGGGCGCAAGCAGCACGCCGUGCCGCGUGCGGAGGGCCACUCGCACGAGGAGCUGGUGAAUCCCGUCUUUUAUAGAGUACUGUUUGGUGACCACAGCCUUCUUGUGUCGGGAAAGUACAGACUGCUCUACCUGCGAGGGGAAUCUGAUGUGCUAGGCAUGAGUGAACCAUUUAAGAUAAAAGGGUCGGCCAUCCAAUCUUUCUCUUGACGUCCUCAUCCAGGCAGCUUUGGACAGCCUCAUAUUUUAUACUAUGCAUGUAAAUACGUGUCAGAAUUUUUUUUUUACGACAUUCCAUGGCAGGGAUUUGAGAUUAUCCAUUAGUGUGCCUAAUGUAUAAUGCGGAGAUUUCACAGCAUGACAUCCCAAACUUGCUGUAAUACAUCCUACAUUAUUUAAAUGGCUCAUUCAUUUCUUAAUACAAUUUCAACGCACACUGUACUUUACUCUGAGCCAGUCAGGUUAGCUUGGUCUACCUCGGAUCUGUGAUAAUCUGCUGUGUCAAUCGUAAGCAGCAAUAGCAUUUUGGGUGAUGGAUGAACAUAACUCAAUACAUGAAUCCACUUUAUGGGAAAGAAACUUUAGUAUGUACUUAUGGGAUGAAUAAAAGCAUUUACAAACAUGAUAA